Haliotis rubra (blacklip abalone) is the source of this 3295-nucleotide messenger RNA. RefSeq lists its product as uncharacterized. Bases 336 to 2099 code for a protein of 587 amino acids. The record is from RefSeq and is a predicted model, not a curated record. Gene Ontology annotation, biological process: inflammatory response; immune response; toll-like receptor signaling pathway. The transcript is spliced from 10 exons. NCBI's taxonomy places the organism in Eukaryota, Metazoa, Mollusca, Gastropoda, Lepetellida, Haliotidae. Gene Ontology annotation, molecular function: transmembrane signaling receptor activity. Gene Ontology annotation, cellular component: membrane.
UUCUUAAAGAAUCAGAAGAAUAGUGUAAAUUUGUCACCAUGCCAUAUGUAUAUGGGUGGGACAAUUUAUGCAAACCUGUCUUUACCGAUGGACCUCCAGCACCUGAGGGCCUUCUUCAGCUUCAUAUCUGUGCAUGUAAAAGUCAAUGAACAGGAAGGUGUAGCUGUAAGAGGCUGAACCUGUGGUGUACUUCUGCAUGUGGGUGUAGACCUGCAACAUGUUCCCGUGAUUUUGAACUUAGUGACAUUCACUGACACGUCAGCUGGGAAUGCACUUUGACAAAAAUUAAACGAUUCUGGCCAACAGUAAAUAAGACUGGUUCUCCUUCGUACACGAUGGACACUACUCCUCUGCUAUCAGAACCAGAGGAUGGAUCCAUCCAAGAAUCCCCGUAUCACCUUCCACAGCCUCUUCGGGGUCCAUCUCUGGAUGAAUUAGCUGGAUGUGGUGUUGAUGUUAGAAGCCCCGGUGACGACAUUACAACGACGGGCAUCGACUUCAGGGACGACACGUCUCUCAGCACGAAUGUCCAGAUCGACAGAUUGAAAGAACACGAAGAAGAACACGAACCAACUGUGAGAAAAGUCGUUUUUUCUCCUGAUGCGACGACUGCUGAUCCAGUUCCUUUGGACAUCCCAAGACGUAACCCCAUUCGUUCAGCAUCAACAUACAGUAAUCAGGAUCUCAGUGACCUUGACAGCGUAUCUACUUCCACUCGUCACGAUGGCCACUACACCUCUGCCAGUAUCGAAAACAUGCACUCUAGACCUGUUCCAUCUUUUAGAGCAGGCACAGGAGACGUGACAACCCAGCCUUUAUCUGGUGAGAUAAUAAACGCGGACGAAUCUGAACAUCCACCACACUGGACAAGUGUUGCCCCUCCGCUCUCAGAAGGAAAGAGGUACCACGUCUUCUUCUCCUAUGAAAUCUCCGACAGAGAGUGGGUGGAGGAGGUCACCAGACGUCUGGAGUCGCCAGAGAUGGGCUUCAGAUGCAGCAUGCACGAGAGAGACUUUCACGGAGGUAAGCGUAUCAUUGAAAACAUCACCGAACACAUCCGACUGUCGGAGAAGACGGUGUUGGUGCUGUCUCCAGACUUCAUUCAGAGUCACUGGUGCAUGUUUGAGAUUGAGAUGGGGAUGAUCCUGAGCAUGGAGGAGAGCCAGCUGCUGGUGGUGCCUGUGAUGGUGAAGCGUUGCUUUGUACCUGACAGUAUCAAGACCCUCACCUACAUUGACGCAACUCCUGGUUAUGACUGGUGGCAGCGGUUCAUUGGGGCCAUAGUUUCUAAAGAGGACCUACGCGGUAACCUGACGGGUACAAAAGAAUUGAGAAUCGAGCCUCGUCACGGAAAUAUGGAUGCGUUGGUUGAGCUAUCUUCCAACUUCAAGUGUCCCUUGGGAGAACAGUUGAGGACCCCUUAUAUACCCGAGCCGUUACUGAGACAGGGUGUUCAGGUGCCACCAGAUGAGUUUCAGCAAUCGAUGGACAUCAUUCGAUCUGCAAGGUGCUGGUGUGCAGUCCUCUGUGACAACGGAGCAUGUUGUGUGCCAACCUUCACGAUCCUCCUUCUAGCGGGAAUCGCUACUUUAAUCCUGGGGGUGAUGGUAAUCACAUUCGAAAGAGCGAUAUGGCCAAUAAUGAUGUUUCCAGUGUUUUUCACAUCUCUCUGGUUGUUCAUCGCUUUAACAUUUUGCAUUCAGAGAAGAAUAAGACGGUCUCGACUCCGAAAAGCAGUUGCUGAAGUCAACGCGAUAUUUCUGAAGUACAACGUCAUCGUAGGAUAUAAGAUGCAAACGGCUGGUUGCAUUUUGACCCGGACAUAUCUCCAAUUUUGGUUUUAUAAUCCAACGGAAUGCAAGAACUUUUUGGCCAAUUUUCUGGAAGGAAUUGAAGGAAGACAUCUUGAAUCUGGUUCAAAUGCAGACAAGGCAUCGCAGCUGUUUCAACACCACUGCCUUGACUACACUUCCGCUUACAAGGAAGGUCAGCUCAAGGUCAAACAUGGCCCUAGGCACGUCCGCAACGCCAUCUGCCUUUGUCAGUUUGUAGAGGACAAGUACUCAGAGGGCCAGCGUCUCCCUCUCAUGAUCGUAUGAAGUAAAUCCAUGCUUUAUGGCAUUGUGAUUUCCCAGGAUAGCAACACAAUGCUCCUUUAUGUACAAAAACACACUCUGUGUCAGGUCUUACUUUCCUAUGUACCAGUUUGAAUGUUUUCGAUGGUGAUAGUUUAGUUUAAAACAGAUUAUAAAAUUUCAGUAAUAUCACUGCCGUGAUUAGACGGUUACCUACUUUGGUAAAACCGACAUUGCUGACAAAGCAAGAACAUAGGGAGAAAGAAGCUUUGUUUCGAACCGACAAUGUCUUAAUGCCAAUCAAAGAAGUCUUAGAUGUCUGACGAACCUGUGACUCUCCCAAUGAAUUGUGGCCCCUUUCUCUACUGAGCUACCCGCCCUCCAUUUUAUAUAUACAUGUAGUUUUAAAGCCUUGAGUUUCCAUUGAGCGUAGUUGGUUGGGUGGCUGUUGUUCAACGCCGCACUCAGCAAUAUUCCAGCUAUAUGGCGGCGGUCUGUAAAUAAUCAAGUCGGGACCAGACAAUCCAGUGAUCGACAGCAUGAGCAUCGAUCUACGCAACUGGGAUACGAUGACAUGUGUCGACAAAGUCACCGAGCCAGACCACCCGAUCCCGUUAGUCGUCUCUUGCGACAAGCAUGGGUUGAUGAAGACCAAGGCUUUUUGUAAAAUAACGUAAAUUGUUUGAAAAAUGUUCUGAUUUUGACUCACAUGUCACAAACGUUGUUUACGCGUUGCCAAAACUUGAAAACACCAUAGUGUACUUUCUUUUGUACGUCAGUUCAGUUACUGUGGUCCACUUUCCCCGACGUCUCUCAGUAAGAAUUAGUCCCAACAACCUGUCUUUGCCAUAUGACAUAAGUGGUCAGGCUCUGUCACUCUAGAAUGUUGAUGAGGGUGGCGUGGCGUUGAACAAAAUCAUGAUGUCGAAGGUGGUAACACCCUACGACUGUAUCGCCACAGUAAGCCACAACAUCGUGAUAUAAACUAAAACACCAUCCAAAGCGGCGUUCUACGCAUUCAACAGUUUAAACUGUGUUCUCAAUAAUCCUGUCGUCAGACACUCCGAAAUCCACGGCACUUAAAGAAAAUGGAAUAUAUCCUUUUUAUUUGCUUGUAUAUCCCUGAUUUCAUUAUCCCAUGACCGAACCUAUUUAGAUAUUUUAAAAAACAUGCGCGUACAGUGUAUAGAUAUAAUAAAUCUUAUGUACCACAUGUUAAA